Molecule: messenger RNA, 2831 nt
Organism: Syngnathus acus (greater pipefish)
Lineage: Eukaryota; Metazoa; Chordata; Actinopteri; Syngnathiformes; Syngnathidae
Exons: 3
Coding region: 100-2637 (845 amino acids)
Molecular function (GO): 3'-5'-RNA exonuclease activity
Source: RefSeq, a predicted model, not a curated record
AUCUACAUCACUACAUCCAAUCGCACUGUUUGUUGUGUUUGUUAAUUUCUGUACGGGUCAGGGAGCUCAAAGCCACCCUGUCGUGGCGUGGGACAUUUCAUGCUGGCAAUGGAAUCUGGAGGCAAUUUCUCUCUUUCUGGGAAAGCAGUUAUAAUUGAAGCAAAUUUGAGAGAUGAUUAUUAUUGGAAGUUGGUGGCAGACUUCAUUGGCCCUCAAAUGGGGGAAAGCUUGUAUCUUGACAGAGACCUUUGCAAGAACAGAUUCCUCAUUCAAAGUGGACUCAUGAGAGAGGACAAUAACUUCCCGUGGAUUUCCAUCAUCGAUUGGUUGAAGAAGAUUUUCCCAGCUUACCAUUCGGCGGACUUUCGGUGCUUGAUCGAAAGAGGCAUCGCCGCCACCUUGAGCUUGGCGGGCGAGGCCAGGCGUGUUUUUCUGGACUCGUAUGUCAACUUUAACUUUGUGGGCCCCAUAUGUGAUAGUAUCGGUGUCGAACGAGACCACCUUUUAAAAAUGAAAGACUUUUCUGAGCGCGCGCAAUCCAUUGAGGUCACCAACGGUUUAAUUAUGGAGCUGAACAACUUUGUGAUAAGGGAGAAAGUUUCCCCCAUCAACUUGGUCACCUGGCUGAGGAACUUCAACCCGCAAUACUGCAAAGAUGGCAACAUUCAAAAAGCUUACAGUGUUCUGAAGCUUAAGCUCAAAAAGUUAAAGAUGUGCCACCUCAGUUCGCAAACGAGAAGUCACAGGCGGAACUUUGUGAUGGAGAACUGGCUUCAAAGUCCGUUUGAGCUGGUAAAGUCCAAAGACUACCACAAGACCUUUCUCAAAAAGCGCAUGCAGUCACCUCCCUACGAAAAAGUGUUGUGCAAGGAGGAAUACGACGUCUACGAAAUUUCUCCCGGUGUGGAGUCCGAGCAGAAUUCUUCACUUCGAGUCGUCAGGAAAGACGUGCCGGUCUGCUGUGGCGGCGACGCCAACAACGACAAAGUGUUGCCGUCUCUCCUGGACGUGGCCAUGUUGUCUGUCCAGAAGCUGUCGAGCAUACACGGCGGGCAAACCAAAAAUUGCAAGAAGAUUUCCUCGGACCUCCUCAGAAAUCAAUAUGCGUUAACGUGCAAGAAGCACCCCGCCAUGGUGGACUUUGAGAAAACACUUAACUCGGUCGGCGAGCAGGCCUCGCUGGCCCCCCCGGUGGUCUUCCUGCACCACAACGCCAACUUCUUGGUGGAUGUACAUGAGACGGUGGAGCAGCAACUCAUGGCCUUCGAGAACGAGAUCACCCAGUCGCGGGGUGACAAGCUGGGCCGGGACGGGAACCCGCUUUUUAAGAAGGUGCUCAGCUUCAGCGAGAGCGCCACCUCCCGCUUCAUCUACAUGGCCACGGACAUGCUGAUCCCCGGCAAGGGGGCUUUGCUGAGCUACAAGAAACACUGGAUGGCCUUCUGCGCGGAGAAGCAAAACGCAUCCAGGCUCGUCAGAAAGCCGUCGACGCUGUUUAGCAGUUACUUUGAGGCGGCCGCAGGCCUCACUCACCACCACAACGAGGUGGCGCUCUUCUUCUCCGACAUGCUGGCACUCACCAACGACCAGAGCCCCAACGUUCUCCUGGAGAGCGUGGUCGCCGACUCCAGCGAUUCUGUCAUCCAGAGCAUUGUGUGCGUUCUCGCAAUCAUCUACUGCAAAGUGGUGGGGCCCUACUGUCAGCUUCUAACCAGCACAGGUGAGUAUUCCCUCUUCAGCCAGUACCUACUCUGCCUCUACCAGAAGUGUCUCGAAUGGUCCAAAGACCCAUCCACUCUGAUGGUGCCCGAGAAGGUCACUAAUGUCUUCCUGCAACUUGCGCUGCAAGACCAGCUCUACCCCGGCGUGUACCACUACUGUGACGAUUUGCACACCAACAGGGACCUCAUCAGGGUCUGCUUGAAAAGGAUGAUCAAGGUGAUUACUGGCGUCGCCGAAAAGCACCUGAUGGACUUCCUGCCGGGAGGCCGUUAUGCCAAAGUGCCGUCGGCCGAUUUGAACAUAAAGCUGCUGAGCUGCAAGUUCUACAUACUGAUGGCCGAAUAUCCCUACAGCCAGUCGCAAAAACAGAAACGAUGCUCCGCGCAUUCGGACAGCUCGGAGGACUUGAGCUCAUCUGACUCUGAAGAGCCUUCCAGCCAGCAAGCUCUCAACACUGACGGCGGAGCACAAUGGGCCAAAGGUCGGGGACGGCCGAAGACGGCUAAACGUUCAGUGAACGUCUAUCCAGAGUGCAUGGACUUGGACUACAUCAGCGCCAUCGUGGAUCGGAACGGGGGGGCGUGCCGCACCCAGCAGGACGUGGACAAGCUGAUGCUGCGCUUGGCCAACGACAACAGGAAGACAAAGUGGGAGGCCGUCCGCUGUGAGAUUGCAUACCAGAAAAUGGUGCUGGGCAACACGGACCCCAUGCUCAAUUCCAAUUUCCGCAACGUCACUGAAAUGGUGAUGAAGCUAAAGCUCUCACUGCCCCGCGUCAAGCCGGGCUACUCCAUUGUGUUGGCGCCACGCAAGACCGCCGUGAUGAAGCGUGUGCAUCAGAGAGUGGUGGACGAUUCCCAAGCCAUCCCAAGCCCGAAGGAAACCAGCGGGCCUAACAUUGUCCAAGAAUCGUGAGUGUUUAUUUACAAAGCAUAGCGAUGACUAACCGUCUUUUUCACUCAACUGUAAAAAUUUAUUUUUUUACUGCUCGGCAUAUCUGGGUCGUCCUUAUUCUGGGAUUUUGAAACAUGUUAUCAUGACAGCGUAAGUGACAACUAAAUUGAUCAUGAAUAUUGCUGAAAAAAUAAAAACGUCUGUCAAUAUCUGCA